Messenger RNA from Arabidopsis thaliana (thale cress), 1279 nucleotides. RefSeq names its product synaptosomal-associated protein SNAP25-like 29 (gene SNAP29). Lineage: Eukaryota; Viridiplantae; Streptophyta; Magnoliopsida; Brassicales; Brassicaceae. Gene Ontology annotation, molecular function: SNAP receptor activity. Gene Ontology annotation, biological process: membrane fusion; vesicle-mediated transport. The record is from RefSeq and is marked reviewed. The transcript has 6 exons. The coding region runs from base 156 to 911 and encodes 251 amino acids. Gene Ontology annotation, cellular component: SNARE complex; cytoplasm; membrane.
CUCUAUAACGGACUCCAAUAUUUGAACUCGUUAAAGCCUCUUCUUCCUAUCAACCUUUCUCUCUCGGAACCUCUCAAUCCUACUUCAAUUUCCAGGAGAAGUUGUUUUCUUAGUUUUGGAUUCUCUGAUACAGUAGAAUUUCCCCUGAACCUUCUAUGGCUCCUAAGAAUUCCAGCUGGAACCCUUUUGAUGAUGAGAAGGAGGCUGCUAAGAGUUUCAGUUUGAACCCUUUUGAUGAUGAUGAUGAUGACAAGGAGGUUGAGAAAAGAUUCACUUCAUCCUUGAAGCCCUCGGGAGGUAAAGAGAACCAGACGGUUCAAGAACUUGAGAGCUACGCUGUGUAUAACUCUGAGGAAACAACGAAAACCGUACAAGGGUGUUUGAAAGUUGCUGAAGAGAUUAGAUGUGAUGCUUCUAAAACUUUGGUUAUGUUGAAUGAACAAGGAGAUCAAAUUACUAGAACACACCAGAAGACGGUUGAUCUCGAUCAUCAUCUUUCUCGGGGUGAGAAGAUUCUUGGACGCCUCGGAGGUGUUUUUUCAAGGACUUGGAAGCCAAAGAAGUCUCGUUCUAUAACUGGCCCUGUCAUAACCAAAGGUGAUUCACCUAAGAGAAAAGUUAUCGACUUAAAGACUAGGGAAAAGCUGGGACUGAACCCUUCACUCAAACCAAAAUCAAAAACACUUCCUGAAGCCGUUGAUGCUUAUCAGAAAACACAGAUUGCAAAGCAAGAUGAAGCCCUUACCGACUUAAGCGCUCUUCUUGGCGAGUUGAAAAAUAUGGCAGUGGACAUGGGAACAGCAAUCGAAAGGCAAACCAAUGAACUGGAUCAUCUUCAAGAUAAUGCUGAUGAGCUCAACUACAGAGUUAAGCAAUCGAACCAACGGGCUCGCUAUUUACUCCGGAAGUAAAAGUAGCCAGAACUCUGUUCAUAACCAAGCUCGUCCGCUUCUCCCCAUUCUUCUGAUGAAUUUGUUGCUUAAAGUCAAACAUAGAUUUUCAAUAUAUUAGUUCUUUUCUUAAUGAAGUGGAAACAUUUAACAACUGCAGAAUACAGUUAGAGUAACAAGCAAACAUUUGGUUCCAAAGAUUUGUGUUUGAAAUAAAGAAUAACUUGAGUUUUGUGUCUGGAAAAUAUGAAUAGGAUCAGGUGGAAGAAGAGACAAGAGACAUGAACUCUUGAUCUGAUUCCAAAGCUUCCAUAAACUCUGGAAGUAGACAUACUUCCAAAUCUAUACUUGCUCCUCCUUGUCUUCCUGGAUAAGCUGAUACCUUCCCG